Ilyonectria robusta is the source of this 2099-nucleotide messenger RNA. RefSeq names its product cytochrome P450. NCBI's taxonomy places the organism in Eukaryota, Fungi, Ascomycota, Sordariomycetes, Hypocreales, Nectriaceae. The transcript has 3 exons. Gene Ontology annotation, molecular function: heme binding; iron ion binding; monooxygenase activity. The coding region runs from base 281 to 1879 and encodes 532 amino acids. The record is from RefSeq and is a predicted model, not a curated record.
CAAACCUUGAUUAAGAUGACGAGUUGUCAUAGACCAGGGUCCAUCCUAGCACUAAAAUCUCACCUAAUCGUCAUUGCUCCAUCCCAAUCCGUACCCUGUGAUGGCAAGCGAACGCCAAGUAGCUAACGGCUGGAAAUUCCCGCUGCGUAUCUUCAAACUCUGUCUUCUCUCCAAACUUUGAAUCACUCUGUCCUAACGAUCUCGCAAGGCAUUGGCGGACCUUGCCAUCGGAGACCCGUUGCCACAUCUCUGUCAACGAACCACGACCUCCGUCGAAAUCAUGGCCGGGAACGUCACAUCGGAGUCUCAGGGCUUCCUGAACUUUCUGGCAGAUGACUACAAGCAGUCAAAGGCAGCAUAUCUGACAGUUCUGGGCGUGCUUAUCUCGGCAACCCUCUUGCACAAGCUGUUCUCUCCACAUAACGACAGCCGGGAGCCUCCUCUGCUUAAGCCUAGGAUUCCGGUUCUCGGACACUUAAUCGGGCUUCUUCGACACCAAGGUGGCUACAUCAAGAUCCUGUACGACUCGACGCGAGAACAGAUUGCUACUCUGCCCAUCCUCAAUGGCAAACUUUACGUCAUAUUUGACUCCGCCAUAAUUCAGUCCGCGUAUCGUAACAAGAAAUUGUCGUUCGAGCCUUUUGCGGUGGAGUUUGCACAGAGGGAGCUCAGGUUUAGCAACGACGCGCUCAAGAUCAUUCAGGAAACUACCCUUGUACCUGAGUUUUUCUCCGUGAUUCACCCAGCAAUGACGGGUGCACAUCUGCAUCGGAUGAACGCAACCGCUCUCAAUUAUGUAUCGAAUGAGCUAUACGCCAUUGGCAGCAGUGGCAAGCCCUUGGAAGUUCUUAAUCUCUACCAAUGGGUGCGAGAUUUGAUGACACUGGCAACCACAGAAGCCCUAUACGGACCCGACAAUCCGAUGAAGAAGUAUCCUGACCUGGUUCAAGAUCUUUGGACUUUCGAGCGAGACUUGCCGAUGCUGCUGUUGAACGUGUUUCCAGCCAUCACAGCACGAGCAGCUCACAAUGCAAGGGCCAAGCUACAAGCUGCCCUGGCAGAAUACUACGGUGCGGAAAAGGACCAUCACGAGGACGCAGCCCAGAUCGUGAAAACCCGAGCAAACGUUCUCCGAAGUUACGGCUUUCCCGGCACAGAAGUUGGCAAUUUUGAGCUUGCUUUGCUGCAUGUCGCCACGGCCAACACUAUACCCACGCUGUUUUGGUUCAUGGCACAAAUAUUCACCCGGCCCGAACUCGUGAUGCGGCUCAGAGAAGAAGCGUUGCCGGCGGCACAACAUGGCACUGAAAACGAGGUAACCAUCGAUAUCACCACGUUAGACCAGAAGUGCCCACUACUCGUCAGCUGCUACCGCGAGGCUAUUCGACUCUCCAACCAGGCUGUGGGUAACCGCAGAGUAUUGGAGGACACCACCGUCUCGGACGGAAAGGGCAAUUCGUAUCUGCUGAAGAAGGGUCUCAACGUACAGAUGUCCGCCGAGGUUCUCCACAGUCUGAAGGGUGUUUGGGGUGACAACGUAGACGAAUUCGACCCCGAGCGGUUUAUCGAGAUGAGUGGAAAAGAGAAUGUUCAGACUGAAAAGGCAAAGCGGUUGUCGUUUAUUCCCUUUGGCGGCGGCCGAAACCUGUGCCCCGGGCGCAACUUUGCCUUUGCGGAGAACUUGGGCUUUGUGACCUGUCUGCUCCUGGGCUUUGACGUUUCGCCAUUGGGCCAGGAUGUUGACUUCAAGGUCCCAGUCAAGAUGAGAUGUAGUUUCUCUGAAGCGGCGGGCAAGCCGAUUAAUAAUGGCGAAGGAUUUGGGGUCCGAAUUCAGAAGAAGAAGGGCUGGGAAUCGACCAAAUGGUUGUUUUUGUCUUAGAAGCAGCUGAACACUCGGUUUAUCAUUGGUGGAGAGAAAUCUAGUUAUUGGUAACACAGCCAAAAAGGCAAUGCAGCUGAUGUUACACCAUUCCCAACGUCAUUAAUCACGGGACCAUCCGCAUUUUGAAUCGGCGAAUAGGCAAUCAGGGACUUUUAUUGGCCUCUAUUACUAAGUUGAUGGUGCUAAUAUCAGAUGUCACUCAUGCCUUUCAAUGAGG